Molecule: messenger RNA, 3494 nt
Organism: Camelina sativa (false flax)
Lineage: Eukaryota; Viridiplantae; Streptophyta; Magnoliopsida; Brassicales; Brassicaceae
Source: RefSeq, a predicted model, not a curated record
UUCUGGAUUUAUUAACAAAGACCCAAAACAAAGGUCAAAAUACAGUCGCGAAUCUCAAAGCCUUCCUCCUCCUCAAUCUCUUCUUCUCCUUCUUCUUCACUCUCUCUCAGAGCAUCAUUACCGGUGAGUACUCUUAGAGUUACUCUCAUUAUUGGGCUCCAAUUUCCCAAUAAAAAACUCAUUUCCGAGUUCAAGAAGAGAGUAUCGUUUCUUUGGGAAGCAAUUGAAGAACCCUUUGAGUAACGCGACGUGGCAUGUUUUGGUUCGUUGUUGGGGAAAUGUAAAUUAAAAAAAAUUUUGCCAAUUUUUUUUUUUCUCUUCGCGAUUCUCUCUCUUUCUUCUUCCCGAUCUUCUCUCUUUUCUCUCUCGAAUCCUUUGAUUAUUCCAGCUUAAACUCGAUAUUUUGGGAGCUUCCAUUAAUUCGAUUAUCCGAUUCAGCAUUUGUGUUUUCGUUUCUGGCUGCUGCAGUUUGAUUUGAGAAAUAUGGUGGUCCUUCUGGCUUCGUGAUCUGGUCUAAUUACAAGCUGGUUUUGUGAAUUGUAAUAGCCAUUGUUUUGUUUUCAAGAGUCUGCGUGGCUACUCUGCAAGCCAUGGUUGCAGACUCUCUUAAACAAAUUUUACAACCACCGAUGUAACUCUCCUCUCAGAGAUUGAUCUUCAAGGAGUGAGUUGGCAUCAGGGGAAGCAUAUUCUUGCCUUUAUAUCCGGUGCAAAUCAAGUCACAAUUCGUGAUUAUGAGGACAAAGAAAUUAGUUACAUCGGAUAUUGGUUGAAGAAACAACUGUGACAGCUGAGGCUAGAGUAGUUGAUGGACUCCAGCUUGUGUUUUCAAACCCGUAUGAUCUGGUUUCAGAAAUCCUAAACCAUCCUGAAGCAUUCGGUUUUCAAAAUGUAAGGAGUGCAUGUUGCGGAACAGGAUACUACGAGAUGAGCUACUUGUGUGAUAAAAUGAACCCAUUCACAUGUUCUGAUGCGAGCAAAUAUGUAUUUUGGGACUCAUUUCACCCAACAGAGAAGACAGACGCAAUAGUGGCAAGCCAUAUUCUGAAGUACGACUUGUCUCGGUUUCAGUGAUAGAUAAGAAGACUCUUCACUAGUUUUCUAGGUUACAUAAUCCGGAAAAAAUGGGAACUAAAUGGAGGAAAAUGAAACUGGCUUUGGGUUUGAAUCUCUGCACAUACCUCCCAAGAACCCUAGAGGAUUCACCACCUCCUGCUUUAAACUCUACAGAGAGAUUAUCUGAUGUUGCUCUGCUCUCUCCUCUUAACUGGCCUAUGACUCCAACACCUUCCUCUCACGGCCUUAAAUUGUCCAGAAACAGCUCUAAAUCUUCAAAGACAUGUUCUAUAUGCUUGAAUAAGAUGAAAGAAGGAGGAGGACAUGCGAUUUUCACAGCGGAGUGCUCGCAUUCGUUUCAUUUUCACUGCAUUGCUUCGAAUGUGAAACACGGAAACCAAGUUUGCCCUGUGUGCCGUGCAAAGUGGAAGGAGAUCCCAAUGCAGCACCCAAGUUUUGAUCUUCCUUAUCUUUUUGCUCGACCUUUUAACAAUGAUGCAGCUAUUAGCCUUGUCCACCGCUUACCUAGACCUCGUGGAGUUAUGAAUCAAGGACGAGUUCUUGCUCCUGAGCCGUCUAUGUUUGAUGAUGAUGAACGGUUAGAGCAGCAGCUUGUGCUUUCUGGGAAGAGCUAUAGUGAUGAUGCUUUGGAGAGGAAUCAUCCUGUAAGAAUGAUGGACUUGAAAAUAUAUCCCGAGGUUUCCGCUAUACCACGAGCUGAAUCCCGUGAGAAGUUUGCUGUAUUGGUGCAUCUGAGAGCUGCUGCCAUGGUCACUGGAAAUGCCAACUCCCUCAACAACCAGAUAUCUCGGUAUCCUCGAGCUCCAGUUGAUCUUGUCACUGUCCUUGACAUUAGUGGUAGCAUGGCUGGAACUAAACUGGCUCUACUCAAACGGGCAAUGGGUUUUGUGAUUCAGAAUCUUGGUUCAAACGAUAGGCUCUCGGUUAUUGCUUUCUCUUCUACUGCUCGUCGUCUUUUUCCUUUGACUAAGAUGUCUGAUGCUGGAAGGCACCGAGCCCUUCAAGCUGUAAACUCAUUGGUUGCGAAUGGCGGGACCAACAUCGCUGAAGGGCUUAGGAAAGGUGUCAAGGUGAUAGAAGAUAGAAGAGAUAACAAUCCCGUUGCUAGCAUUAUCCUUUUGUCUGAUGGACGAGAUACAUAUACCAUGAACCAACCUGAUCCAAACUACAAGUUGUUACUCCCGUUGUCUAUGCACGGCUGUGAAAGCAAGCGGUUUCAGAUCCCGGUUCAUUCUUUUGGUUUUGGAUCAGAUCAUGAUGCUUCACUGAUGCAUUCUGUUUCUGAAACCUCUGGGGGAACUUUCUCUUUCAUUGAGAGCGAAUCUGUGAUCCAAGAUGCUCUUGCACAGUGCAUUGGUGGACUUUUAAGCGUUGCAGUACAGGAGCUACGGUUAGAAAUCGAUGGUCUGUGCUCAGAUGUUCAUCUCAGCUCGAUUAAAGCUGGGAGUUACGGGAGCCAUGUUAGUGGUGAUGGUAGGUCAGGAUGUGUUAAUAUUGGUGAUCUUUAUGCUGAUGAAGAGCGGGAUUUCUUGAUAUCUAUCAACAUCCCUGCUCAGAGAGAUGGAAAUGAGACACCACUUCUGAAAAUGAGAUGUGUCUACAAAGAUCUUCUGACAAAAGAAAUUGUGACCCUUCAAAGUCAUGUGCUUAAGAUUCAAAGACCAGAAACCGUUUGUCAACAAGUUGGUGUGUCCAUUGAAGUGGACAGGCAAAGAAACAGAUUUCUAGCUGCGGAGGCAAUGGUAAAGGCCAGAGCUUUAGCAGAGGGAGAAGAUUUAGCCGCAGGUGUCACCGUGAUCCAGAAUUUCAGACUGGCUUUGGCAGAGACAGUGUCAGCAAAAUCGGGUGACGGGUUUUGUGUCUCUUUGGACCGAGAGCUAAAGGAAAUGCAAGAAAGAAUGGCGAGUAGGCAUGUCUACGAGGUGUCGGGAAGAGCUUACAUUCUUUCUGGACUUAGUUCACACUCAUGGCAAAGAGCAACAGCAAGAGGAGAAUCAGGAGACGGUUCAAGCUUUGUCCAUGCAUAUUACCAAACCCCAUCAAUGGUUGAGAUGCUACACCGAUCUCAGGCCACAUCACAUCAUCAUAGACUGAUCCACCCUUUGUUAUCCUUUGCAUCUCAACCAAAGCCAAUGUGAACAAAAUAAUCAAAAUUCAGUGUAAAAUGUAACAGCCUUAUUUUUUUGAUGUCUCCGAAAACAUUUUGGUCUCUUUUUGGGGUGGUUGUUCUCUGUAAAGAAAUAAGAAAAAAGAAGCAGGCAAAGGGGGAGAAAAAUGUGAAUCUAAGUUGGUGAUUUCAUGGUUUUGUAAGUUAGUCUUGUUUCAGUAUUUCAUGUAAUGUGUGGUAAAUAUGGUAUGAAGUUGGGUAUAGAAAGCUUUUUGUUGAGAAAGUAGAAUAGCAAUAUCUCUACUUCCAA